Microcebus murinus (gray mouse lemur) is the source of this 5941-nucleotide messenger RNA. The record is from RefSeq and is a predicted model, not a curated record. Lineage: Eukaryota; Metazoa; Chordata; Mammalia; Primates; Cheirogaleidae.
CUGGUAGAGGGUUGGGUGUUUGAGUUCAGACAGGUUCCGAGGCGCUUCCUGGCUGCGCGGGGUUUGGUGUGACACCCCUCAGGACUUGUUGCAACUCGUCCCCACACACACCCGCCCUUUCUCAGCUCUGCACCCAGUCAGCCCUCAGGAGGUGCGGUCCCGGCCGGAAUGCGCUUCCCUCCGCCGACCUGACGCUCCGCAGAUACAUCUCACUACUGCACGAAUGGACAUUUGAAAGUGCCGUAGUCAAAUGCUUCCAACCAUGGAGACCUCAUCGUUGCUCUCCUCACUGACUGAUGAGUGUAAAUCUGACAACUACAUCGAGCCGCACUACAAGGAAUGGUAUCGAGUAGCCAUUGAUACUCUGAUUGAAUAUGGGCUAGAAGCAUAUCAAGAAUUUCUUGUCAAGGAACGAGUCUCAGACUUCCUAGCUGAGGAAGAAAUUAAUUACAUUUUGAAAAAUGUCCAGAAAGUUGCACAAAAUACAGCACACGGUCCUGAUAAUGCCUGUGAUGAUACCUCCUCCUCAGGGACUUACUGGCCUAUUGAGUCUGAUGUGGAAGCUCCAAAUCUCGACUUGGGCUGGCCAUAUGUGAUGCCUGGACUCUUAGGGGGAACCCAUAUAGACCUCCUCUUUCAUCCACCAAGAGCACACCUACUUACAAUAAAGGAAACUAUUCGGAAGAUGAUAAAAGAAGCCAGAAAGGUUAUUGCUUUAGUAAUGGAUAUAUUUACAGAUGUGGACAUUUUCAAAGAAAUAGUUGAGGCAUCAACUCGAGGGAUAUCUGUAUACAUUCUGCUUGAUGAGUCCAAUUUUAAUCAUUUUCUAAAUAUGACUGAGAAACAGGGUUGUCAAGUUCAACGUCUCAGGAAUAUCCGCGUGCGGACAGUUAAAGGCCAAAACUAUGUUUCAAAAACAGGGGCAAAAUUCCGUGGAAAAAUGGAACAGAAAUUUUUGUUAGUCGACUGCCAGAAAGUGAUGUACGGUUCUUACAGCUAUAUGUGGUCGUUUGAGAAAGCUCACCUCAGCAUGGUGCAGAUAAUCACAGGACAACUUGUGGAGUCCUUUGAUGAAGAAUUUAGAACUCUGUAUGCCAAAUCCUCUGUCCCCAGUUCAUUUGCUCAGGAAGAAUCAGCAAGAGUGAAGCAUGGCAAAGCACUCUGGGAAAACGGCACUUACCAGCAUUCAAUGUCUUCAUUAGCUUCCAUUUCCAGCCAAAGAAACCUUUUUGGUAGACAAGAUAAAAUUCAUAAACUAGAUUCUAGUUACUUCAAAAACAGAGGGAUCUAUGCUCAAAAUGAACAUGACAAAUAUAGCAUCAGAAAUCAUGGCUACAAACCUCAGUUUGUUCCAAACUUUAAUGGUCCCAAUACAGUACGUCAGUUUCAACCUAGUCAGAUAAAUGAAAAUUGGAAAAGGCAUAGUUAUGCUGGGGAACAGCCAGAAACGACGCCGUACCUCUUGCUUAACAGAGCUCUGAAUAGAAGCAAUAAUCCACCUGGCAAUUGGAAAAGGCCUUCAGAUAGUCUCAGUGUGGCCUCUUCAUCUCGGGGAGGCUGUGCAAGCCACAGGAACACACCUGCCCAGAGCUUUGCUGAUCGGCUCGCCCAGCGGAAAACAAACCUUGCAGACAGGAAUUCAAACGUGCGGAGGUCUUUUAAUGGCACAGAUAAUCAUAUCCGCUUUUUGCAACAACGGAUGCCAACCCUUGAGCAUACCACAAGGUCAUUCCUACGUAACUGGAGAAUUGAAUCCUACUUAAAUGAUCAUUCUGAAGCUACACCUGACUCAAAUGGAUCAGCUUUAGCUGAACGAUUUGAGGGCUGUGAUAGUCUUGAGAAUUUGAAAGCCAAUGCCCUUUAUACUCAUUCCCGGCUUCGUUCCUCUUUUGUAUUUAAACCAACUUUGCCUGAGCAACAGGAAGUUAGCAGUUGUACAACGGGCUCCUCCAAUUCAACCAUCAUAGGUUCCCAGGGAAGUGACACACCUAAAGAGGUCCCAGACACCCCUACAGGUGUACAGCAUUUGACAGACAAACCCGUGCCAGAAGCAAUCCCCAAGCUCCCUGCGCAAUUAGAAGCAUCCAAAAUGCACACCUUGCAGGUUCCCGAAAACCGGUCAGCAGUCUUAAACCAAACUACAAAUGGCCACACAGAAUCAAACAACUAUAUAUAUACAACCUUGUGUGUAAAUAAGCCAACAGAAAAUCUAAAGAGUCAACAAAAUGAGCAUCUGCUUAAAAGGCGAAGUUUCCCAUUCUUUGACCACUCCAAAGCCAAUUUAGAUCAUGGCAAUAGUAAGCAUUAUGUAUAUAGUACACUUACCAGGAAUCGAGUGAGACAACCAGAAAAACCCAAAGAAGAUUUGCUAAAAAGUGCCAAAAGCAUGCACAAUGUGACACAUAGUGUGGAAGAGGAGGAAGAGGUUACCAAGAGAGAACCUCCAAGUGGCACCACUUCCAAAUCAGUUUCCAUCGCUGCUUUACUUGAUGUGAAUAAGGAGGAACCCAACAAAGAAUUCACUUCCAAGAAGGAAGUUAAGGGCUCCCCAAGUUUUUUGAAAAAGGGAUCUCAGAAGUUAAGGUCAUUACUUAGCCUUACCCCAGAAAAGAAAGAAAAUCUAUCCAAAAAUAAAGCACCUGCCUUUUAUAAAAUGUGUAGUAGCUCCGACACAUUAGUUUCUGAGAGUGAAGAAAAUCAAAAACCAAAGAAAUCAGAACCCAAAGUCGAUUCAUCUCCUAGAAAAAAGCGUUCUUCCUCAUCAAACUCCCAAGGCAGCAUCCACAAGAGUAAGGAAGAUGUGACAGUUAGCUCAUCUCAGGGAAUACAUUCAGAUGAAGGUAAUAAAGUAAUACCUUCCCCAAGUCCAGUUGAAAGUACUUCCUUGGAAAGGGCGGGAGAUGCCUCUGCCCCAAGAUUUAACACGGAACAGAUCCAAUACCGAGAUACAAAAGAGAUAAAAGCAGUUCUUGCUCCUGAAAGAAGACCGACUCCUUCUCCAAGGCUGAAGCCCAGUGAGCUUCUACGAUCCCAUUCAACCGACCGGCGAGUUUACAGUCGUUUUGAACCAUUUUGUAAGAUCGAGAGCUCUAUUCAGCCAACAGGCAACAUGCCAAAUACCAGUAUAAAUCGCCCAGAAAUAAAAUCUACAACUAUGGGCAACAGUUAUGGCAGAUCCAGUCCAAUGCUUAAUUACAACACUGGUGUUUACCACUCAUAUCAACCAAAUGAAAACAAGUUUCGAGGAUUUAUGCAAAAGUUUGGGAACUUCAUACACAAAAAUAAAUAACAUACUGUAAUUUCAAAUAGCUAUUAAGAUACAAAAAUGAAUGAGGCUAUAAAUGUUUGUCCAAAGAAUACUGUGGGUAGUUUUUUUUUUUAUGUGCCAAUAGAUAUCUGUAAGAACAGAAUUAUAAGUAUAUGUAUAUGUUCACCAGGGUAUUAAUGUAAAGUUAUUAUUCUAUGUGAUAAAGUUAGUAUCCACUAUCAAUGGACUUUCUCUGUAAACAUACAGACUGAAGAUCUUUUAAAGUCUUAAUUAGAAACUUUUGUGGAGAGAUGGUAUGUGGAUUUUAAGCAUUCAUUCUGAAGUCUUUUCUUUUAAAACGAGGAUCAUACUACUAUCAAUGACCCUCUAUAACACAUUUUUAUGGUGUUUUCAUAUCUUGAAAAAUAUAAGAAAAUGGGACAAAACUUUUUGUGUUUUUAAUUAACUUUAAAUUCUACAAGAUUUGUUAUAUUUUAUUAAUGUUUUAUUAAUUUUCCUGUGUAGCAUUGUACAAUUGUUUGGGCAACAAUAGUGCCAUUUAAACUAUAUAACUCUGCACAUUUUUGUUUGCAAAUUGUCAGCUUCGUGUAGUACAAUUACAUUCACUGGAAUUUAUCUUUCUGAGCCUUUGAAAACUGUUCAGGGUGUGCUUCUUUCUAUUCUGAACUCAGGGAGACUAUAUUCUACUUACCUAUCAGCUGCUGAUCUUUUACAGACAUUUUUUUUACUUUAAAUUUGUAUCAAGCCAGUGGGAAUUCAGAAAACCUGAACUAUUCCCCCUCCUUUUUUUCAGUGUAUAAAUGCUUAUAGAAUUAUAAACUUCUGCCUGAUUUUUUUUAUGUUAGAUUAGCAUUACAGUGCUGAGAUGUUUUGCUUGCAACAAUUUUUGCUCUUUUUUUAAGUUAUGCCAAAUAUGGUAUAACUGCAUAGUGUGUUCAUAAAAGUACUUUGCAGAAAAUGAGAAAUGGGGCCUGGCUUAGUUUUUUCAUUAUUUGAUGAUGAUGUUCAGAUCGUGAGACACCCUUCGCCUUUCUUAGGGUAAUGAAAUAAAAGCUCCAUAUCCACUCCAGAGACUUUAACUUGGCUUUACUUCUUUCACAAAUGACAGAAUUCAAGAAACAGUGCAUCAUGUGAGAAGUAUGAAGUGUUUUUACAUCACUUUAAACAUUCUACGUAAUAUAUUCUAAGUUGCUAUGGGGGCAGUUUUAAAAAUGCAAGUUUUAGUCAAAUAUGAAUAUGUGAUGAAAUAAUUUUCGAUAGUAUUUAAAAGCCAUGAAAAGAAACAUGACAAGAUAAAAUACAAUGGGGGCAAGAGGAACCUAACAAAGUCUAGAACACACAGGUAACUAAACUAGAUGGAUUUAAUAUUACCCAUUUUUGGUUAGUAUUGGGUGAGGAAUCUUUUAGAGCUAAGAGGAUAAUGAACUAUUAAUAAUUACCAUUAGCCAGCUCUGAAAUGGAAAGCCCUGAAAUUUAGUGCAAUGUAAGUUUAAAGCUGAAAUUGUGUAAAGAAAUUUAAUUACGUUUAAUUACAAGGAAAAGCCUGUUACCUUUUUGUACAGCAAUUUCCUUAAUUUCUGGAAACAUAGCUUAUAGAAAAUAUCCUUUUAAAUAAUUCCUAAGCUCAUCCUCUGCAAUGGAAUUGGGAAGUGCAUGAUGCUUUAUUUCAUCCACCCAUGACAGGAAACUUAGGCUUUUGCAUAGCAGAUUUAUUGUCCCCUGCCUUUUUGCAUUGGCUAUUUUCCCUCUAUUUUUUUUUCCUCCAUAAACAUUUGUAUGUCAGAAUCUGUACAUAAUAACUUUCUCAAGUUUCCAUGACUGAUAAACUCCCCACAGUUAAGACUGACCAAGAACACGAUACUUCAAAAACUGUACUCAACAUUUCAGUUUAAAACAGAUACUAUCACAGAUUGUGGAUGUAAUAGUUUCAAAAUAUAUACUUCCUUUUUCUUCCCAUAUUAAUGUUGAGGGAAAGAUAAUGUUACUUAGAUGUACUUUCAUAUUAAAGUUUGAUAAUAUAAUUUUACUCUGCAUAGUACUGUACAUUAAUACAUAAGCAGAAACUCAAGAAAGUAGGUAUGAUUUCAAAGUAGUUCUCGGCAGAUGGCUUCAGAAUAGUGUAAGUGACCCUAUAUCCUGAAUACACUGAUAUCAUCCCUCUAUUAUAAUGAUGGAGAUUGGCCAUGAUUCUGACAUGAUGUGUUAAGGUAUGGGUAUAUGUUGUCAGUCUAUACUUGUGGAAGCAAAUAUCUGGUUUAGUCGAGAUAAUGUCUAGUGCGAUCUAGAUAAACAAUGGAAAAAGAUUUAAAAAAAAUGAAUUCUGUUUGUGUUCAACUUGACUCAAGAUCUCUCUAGUUAUUCAAGUAUUAUCCCACAGAUAUUUCUGUGGUUUGUGAAUAACUGUUGAUUCUUAAUGUGCCUAUGCCUAAGGGAUACAAAGUAGAAUUGUUUUAUAUUGACUAUGUGUUGACUUAUGUGAUGCUGUUUAAAAAAAAAAAACAAAACUUUAUCAUAAUAUUCAGGUAGGUUUUAGAAUAUUUAAGACAAAAAGGAUGAAAUGAUAAACCAAAGAGUCAACUUGUCAGCUAUUUUUUUUCUUUUUUUAGAGAUGGGGGUCUCCCUGUGUCACCAGGCUGGACUCUAAUUCUUGGGCUCAAGUGAUCCCCACCCCCA